Halteromyces radiatus is the source of this 1204-nucleotide messenger RNA. RefSeq names its product triose-phosphate transporter family-domain-containing protein. The record is from RefSeq and is a predicted model, not a curated record. NCBI's taxonomy places the organism in Eukaryota, Fungi, Mucoromycota, Mucoromycetes, Mucorales, Cunninghamellaceae. Gene Ontology annotation, molecular function: antiporter activity. Bases 25 to 1056 code for a protein of 343 amino acids. The transcript is spliced from 4 exons. Gene Ontology annotation, cellular component: Golgi apparatus.
UUUUUUUUUUUCUUCAAUAUCAGCAUGUCUUCAUCAAAAGAUGAUAUUUAUAUGACUAGAAAAGAUAAAGAUGAAGCAGAACAAACCUUCCUUCCCAAUCCUGCUACACAAAAACGACCUGCCAAUCAUCCUGUCACGUUGAUCGUACUUGUGAUUGCUUUUUAUUUCUUCAUCUCUUUAUCUGUGGUAUUCUUAAACAAGAUCAUCAUGAGUGGUUCCGACUUUAAUUAUGCUUUAUUUGUCACUUGGUAUCAACUUGUCGUGGCUCUUGUUUUACUUUUGGUACUUGCUCAUCUUGGAAAAACGAACAAGACUUUUAGUAUCAUUCCUCCUUAUGAAUUUGACCAACAAGUAGCUAAAAAAGUAGCACCAUUGACUAUUGUCUACGUACUCAUGCUUGCCUUGAACAAUCUUUGUCUACAAUAUGUUGAAGUUACCUUUUAUCAAGUAGCAAGAUCGUUGUCUAUCAAUUUUACAAUUCUUUUCACUUAUAUGAUUCUUGGAAAAACUACUUCCUUCCCAGCUCUGAUUGCUUGUUUUAUUGUGUUCCUUGGAUUUGCUAUCGGUUCUUAUGGCGAAAUCAAUUUCUCUUGGGCAGGUGUCAUUUAUGGUGUGGGAUCCUCUGCAUUUGUAGCAUUGUACGGGAUUUACGUUCAAAAGACAUUGGCUGCUGUGGAUAACAAUCAAUGGAAAUUACUUCAUUAUAACACUACCAUGGCUAUCAUCUUCCUAUUCCCUCUUGUCGUGUUUUCUGGCGAACUCUCGGAAAUCUUGGCUACCUCAACUGCUAUUUAUGAUCUUGGUUUUUGGGGACUCAUGACUUUUACUGGUAUCACCGGCUUUGGAAUCAAUAUUGCCAUGUUCUUACAGGUCAAGUAUACUUCUGCUUUGACAAAUACUAUCUGUGGUACCGCCAAGGCUUGUGUACAAACUGUUCUGGCCGUAAUGAUCUUUAGAAAUCCUAUUUCUGGCAUGAAUGCACUUGGUAUUCUUUUGGCUUUGUUUGGUUCAAGUUAUUAUGGUUGGGUACGCUAUCAAGAGCGUUUGUCAAAAUAGAAUUAGUGUAGUUUAUUAUCAAAAAUAUCUAUUACUGUAAAAAAAAAUAAAUAAAUACGUGUUCUUAUCAACAUUAUAACAUGAUGAAUAAAAAUACAAUAACUAUAACAUUUCUUAUCCAUCCAACAUGAAAUGUUUUAUAUCAUCA